AUGUCAAUUCCAGUUUUAGAUUCAGAUAACACUUCUAGUCCUUAUUAUCUUCAUCCUAGUGAAAAUCCGUCUUUGAUUCUUGUUAGUCCACCUUUAAAUGGGCAAAAUUAUCAUUCUUGGUAUCGUUCUAUGAGAAUGUGUCUUCUAUCCAAAAAUAAACUUAAAUUUGUUGAUGGAAGUAUUGCAGUACCUCCUAAAGAUAGUCAAAUUUAUCCAGUUUGGGAAAGAUGUAAUACUAUGGUGCUUUCCUGGUUAUUAAGGUCAUUGUCACCUUCUAUUGCACAGAGUAUUCUAUGGUUAGACAAUGCUAUGGAUGUAUGGAAAGAUCUCUUUGAUAGAUUCUCUCAAGGCAAUGCUGUUAGAGUGGCUGAAUUACAAGAAGAGAUAUAUGGAUACAAGCAAAACAAUUUGUCGGUAACUGAUUUCUUUACUCAAUUAAAAAUUUUAUGGGAUGAGUAUACUAAUCUUAGAUCUGUGCCUAUAUGUUCUUGUCAUCCACAAUGUAGUUGUAAUGCAUUGAAAACAGUCAAAGAUUAUCAAGAAAGUGACUAUGUCAUUAGAUUUUUAAAAGGACUAAGUGAGAAUUAUGCAGUAGUUAAGAGUCAAGUGCUUAUGAUGGAACCACUACCUAAGAUUAAUAGAGUUUUUUCUCUUGCUCUGCAACAUGAAAGACAAUUAGGACUAAGUGGUGUUAAUGGUCAGAUCAUAGAACCUUCUGUUUUUGCUGCUCAAGCUGUUAAUUCUUAUCAAAGGAGACCUACUUUUAAUUCUUUCAAUAAUAGGAGUUUUAGGCCACCAAUCAAUAAUUUUGGAUCAGUUGGUAAUAGCUUCAGGCCACAGGGGGGACAAAAGAAAUUUUAUACACCUAAUAGUGGAAAACCUAUUUGCAGUCAUUGUGGUGCAUCUGGACACACAAUUGAUAUAUGUUUUAAGAAACAUGGUUAUCCUCCUGGAUUUACUCCUAGAUUUAAACCUCAGAAUUUUGUUAAUCAAGUUGGGGAAGUUAUAACUGAAGCACAAGAGAGUAAUUUUUACAUGAAUCAAGAUCAGUUUAUGGAUCAGUAUGGGAAUACUUAUAAUAAUUCUGACUAUUAUAAUGAUAAUUCUGCUGGGGUAAAUACCAAAGUAGAAACUGGAAUCAAUAAUCAGGAUAUGAUUCAAAGUGGAAUGAGUAGUCAGUUGGUUCAAAAUGGAAUGAGUAGUCAGUUGGCUCAGAAUGGGACAAACAAUCAGAUGCACAAUCCUCCAGUUUUUACUCAGGAGCAAUAUUCUCAAAUUAUGAAUAUGCUACAUCAGAACAAUAACAAUCAAAAUUCAGAAUCACCAAGGAUCAAUACUGUCUCAACUAAUUUUUCAAACAAAGUGGAACAUGAAGGUACACAAUUCUUAUCUUAUUCUUAUUUUAAGAAUUUUACUGCAUGUUCAUAUGUUAGAAAGCCUGUGCAUGAUGUUAGAAAGCCUGUGUAUGAAAAUUUGUCUUGGAUUAUUGAUUCUGGUGCCACUGAUCACAUUGUUUGUUCUUUGAAUCAAUUUACAUCUUACACAAUUGUUCAUGAUAUCUUUGUCACAUUACCAAAUUCACAAAGGAUUGCUGUUACUCAUGUUGGUACUGUCAAGUUUAGCAAAGAUUUUAUUUUACAUAAUGUGUUAUUUGUUCCAGAAUUUGCUUUUAAUCUAAUUUCUACUAGUAAGUUGACUGCUCAGCAUGAUAUAUGUUUAAUUAUUCAUAAGAAUGUUUGUAUUAUACAGGACAUCAUCAAUUGGAAGAUGAUUGGAUUAGCUAAGCAAAUUUAUGGUCUUUAUUAUCUUGAUAAAGAUCAAUUCAGAGAAAAUAAUGCUUCUGCUUGUGUUAAUUCUGUUGGAUCUGGCUGUUUAAAUUCUUCUGGUUUGAUUGAGACAAUUGAUGUAAAUAGUUUGUGGCAUUUUAGACUAGGACAUUUGUCAAAUGAUAGGUUGAAAUGUCUUCAGAACAUUGAUUCUUCUAUUAAAAUUCCUGCUAAUAGUCAUUGUAAAACUUGCCAUUUAUCAAAACAAAAGAAAAUUCCUUUUCCCAUUAGCAAGUCUGUAGUUAUAAAUUGUUUUGAUCUUAUUCAUAUUGACAUUUGGGGGCCAGCAAGGAUUUAUUCAUUAUAUGGUCAUAAAUAUUUUUUAACUAUUGUUGAUGAUAAAAGUAGAUUUACAUGGCUUUUUCUCUUAAAAGCAAAAUCUGAAGCAAGAACUAUUAUUCAAAAUUUCUGUAUGCAUAUAGAAACACAGUUUAAUACUAAAAUUAAAUGUAUUAGGUCUGAUAAUGGUUUGGAAUUUCACAUGCCUAGUUUUUAUGAUUCUAAAGGAAUUAUUCAUCAAACUACUUGUGUAUAUACUCCUGAACAGAAUUCUGUAGUUGAAAGAAAACAUCAACAUAUUUUGAAUGUUGCUAGAUCUCUUAAGUUUCAAGCUUUAUUGCCUUUGAGUUUUUGGUCUGAUUGUGUUUCUCAUGCAGUGUACUUGAUUAAUAGAGUUCCAUCUCCAAUAAUUGAUAAUAAAACACCAUUUCAGAUUCUUUAUAAUAAAGAUCCUUCAUUUGAAAAUUUAAAGGUUUUUGGUUGUGUUGCAUAUGCUUCAACUAUUUCUAAUAAUAGAUGUAAAUUUUCACCAAGAGCUACUGAGUGCAUAUUUCUUGGUUUUCCAUCUCAUACUAAAGGCUUCAGAUUAUAUGAUAUUAAGGCAAAACAAGUAAUUGUUUCCAGAAAUGUUAGAUUUUAUGAACAUUUGUUUCAUUAUAAAGAUAAAAAUUGUAUGAAUGAAUCUGUUGAUUGUUCUGAUUAUGUUUUACCUGCUAGGAUUGAUUCAUUAAGUAUAGAUGUUUCUUUAUCCAGUAAUGAUCUUAAUGAAACACAAAGUACACUUGUUGGACCUAAUCUAGAAGAUGUUCCUGUCAGUAGUAUUUCAGAAAUAAAUCCUAAUUUAACAUCUAUUAGAAAGUCAUCUAGAACAGUAACUAAGCCAGCAUAUUUAAAUGAUUAUGUUUGUAACAAGUCAAAGUCUAAUGCUGUUAUAAUAACAACACCUCAUGUGUUUGAUAAAAUAUGCACACUGAACCAAAAACUUAUAGUGAAGCAGUAA
Molecule: messenger RNA, 3105 nt
Organism: Mercurialis annua (annual mercury)
Lineage: Eukaryota; Viridiplantae; Streptophyta; Magnoliopsida; Malpighiales; Euphorbiaceae
Exons: 2
Coding region: 1-3105 (1034 amino acids)
Biological process (GO): DNA integration
Molecular function (GO): nucleic acid binding
Source: RefSeq, a predicted model, not a curated record